AUAAAGCGUGAUUGCUCCAUCAUCUUCCGACCAUCCCGAUUCCUUAUGUGAGUAGUGGUGUUGGUGUAACUCACAUACAUGUCCAAAUGGGGAAAGUAAUUAUCAAAAUCGAUUAAGACAUUGGCUUUUUGUAUAUAUCGAAAAACCCUACACUAAAGUUAUCAUCUUUUUUGUCUUUACUUCAACACUAACCAUAGACACAGCUGACAGCCGAAUAGCUCUCUUCUUGCUUGCAGAAGCAAUGGCCCUCAAAAUCAAAUCCCGCUUAGUAGACCAGCCUCCUUCUGCAUCGUCCUCUGAAGAUCAAGAACUGGUGGAGGAAUCCCAUGAAGAAGAACAACAACAAUCGGGGGAGGGGGAAGGAGAAGAAGAAUCAGGGGAAGAAACUGAAGAACCCAAGACAGCUCAUCCAGUUGUAAAGAGAUUCCUCACUCAGAAACUCCAACUUUCUUCUGAGUCCGGCAGCGAGAAUGGGUCAGGAUCCGAAUCGGAAGCCGAAUCGGGCCAUUCCCUGCCUUCCCCUUCUGCAUCGGACUUCACCGUCAAGCCCAGUGUUCCUGCUAAAGCUGCUGCCCCAUCGAAAUCAGUAGCAAAGAGGCCGCAAAAGGCCCAGAAAGAAAAAGGGAGGAAGAAGCCCAAGAUUGCAGAAGAAGAGGAGAAAAAAUCAGCUGCUACUCCUCGAUUUCUUUGGAGCGAUGACGACCAGCUUGCUCUGCUCAAAGGGAUUGUUGAAUACAAGGAGGUAGAAGGAAUGGAACCUAAUGCCGAUAUGUCUGCGUUUCAUGAAUUCAUCAAAGGGAAGUUGCAGGUUGAAGUUUCAAAGAGUCAACUCAGUGAAAAGCUAAAGAGGUUAAAGAAGAAAUUUUUAACUAAUGUGAAAGGUGGUGAGGAGCCAGUUUUCAUGAAGGAUCAGGAUUUUUCAGUUUUUCAGCAUUCAAAGAGGAUUUGGGGUGCCCCUGGAACAAGUAAUGGAGUUAAGGAGAUUCUUACCAAUAGCACUAAUGGCAAAGCUAAAAAGGCUGUUGAGAUUAAGAAGAGUUCUGAACCUAAGGAAAGUGCUAAAGUUAGCAAACCCAAGGAUGAUGAGAAACAUAAGGAAGUAGAGGAACAGGUUGCUGUAAAAGAGGUGGUUAGGGAGGAUAUAGUUAAGGAUGAUCACCAGGAUUUCCAGUCCGAAUAUCCAAGAUUGGCUGCAUCAUUUGAAAGUAUGGCUGGCAUGUCUACAAUGUAUCCAAAUGGUACAAGUUUUUUGAAGGAGAAGUUGAGUUUGAUUGCUACUGACAAGGCUAAAGAGUUGGAGGAGAAGUGGAAGAAACUGGAGGAUGAUGAAGCUGCCUUGAUGGUGAAGCGCUUAGAUUUCAUUGCAGAGCAUUACAGAUUGGUGGUUGAUGCAAUGAGAGUGUGGUAUGGAGUGAUUGGCUCUAUUUAGGGAUUGCAGUGAAAGGCCUACACAUUCCUAUCAUACAAUGCCAUGCAUGGUGGAAGCAAGCUUAGGAACAGCUGAAGUGGAAUGUCUGGAGACGUUCUGGUUCAUCCUUUGUAAUAUGUUAUUUCCUAUUCGAGAUGGAAAUAUAUUUAAAUGCGAUCUUUCUCAGUUCUUGCAGUUUAUGUUGA
Solanum pennellii is the source of this 1614-nucleotide messenger RNA. Its product is annotated as STOREKEEPER protein-like. Lineage: Eukaryota; Viridiplantae; Streptophyta; Magnoliopsida; Solanales; Solanaceae. Bases 242 to 1429 code for a protein of 395 amino acids. Gene Ontology annotation, biological process: regulation of DNA-templated transcription. The transcript has 2 exons. The record is from RefSeq and is a predicted model, not a curated record. Gene Ontology annotation, cellular component: nucleus.